GCUUUGGCUCUGGCGCAGGGUGUUCAGGGAUAUCUUUUUAUGUUUGACUUGGACCAGCAACUGGUCAAGGGAGACGGGAGCUGGGGGAAACAGGACAAGAAUGCUGCAAGGCUAAUCAAGAUUAAGGUAGACAUUGAUGAGGUCCUGAGAGUCGAAGGUAUGGAUGAGGUCUUCACAGGCAGCCACAAUGGAUGGGGGGAGGAAGAGGAGGAACCAAGGCUACAUGUCCAUGAGAACAAAUACCGCCCACUGAAGUGCGGGUACCAAAGAGAAGUGAAGUGUCAAGUGACAGGGAGAAUACAAACAAAGGGCGCUGGGGGCGUUCAACUGGGUCUUACCAAAGUGAUGAGGGAGAUAAAGGCAGGCUAUGCACAUUGGUUCAUGUGCAGCUGGUGCAGCAUGCUGAUGCGGCCCUGGGGGCUGUACAGAGGUUGCGGGUUCGAGCCUGCAUAA
Messenger RNA from Postia placenta MAD-698-R-SB12, 453 nucleotides. RefSeq lists its product as hypothetical. The record is from RefSeq and is a predicted model, not a curated record. The transcript is spliced from 7 exons. Lineage: Eukaryota; Fungi; Basidiomycota; Agaricomycetes; Polyporales; Adustoporiaceae. The annotation marks the transcript as partial.